ACUGUGGCAACGAUAUUCACCACUACAAACACCUGCAAGCUAUCUUUUAGUUACAGGUUAUCUUGUGUUGAAUUUACAAAAAAAUGGAUUCCGGUCAAUUUGUUCACAAAAUAAAUUCAGACAUUCCUGGGAUCAGUCUGAGAGCAGCACCUAAAACCUUUCAGGAGGUCCGUGUUAAAAGUCUGGACCUCAGUAAAGUGAUCCGUCUGCUCGAGGAUCCCUUGACUACAAACCUAAAGGAGAGGAACCUUUUUGUCUUGAAGAAGCUACUGAAGAGAAACCAGACGGGCUUCCUUCUGAGGGAGCUGACAGACAUCUGUAAAAUACUCAACAUGUGUGCUGAGAAAGCCACGGCUCAGCCUGAGUUUACAUCAGUUCUGUGUGAAGCUCUUCAAAUCUGCAGACUUCCUUUCCUGAAGGAGAGAACAUCUGAUGAGCUGAGGUUCUCUCAGGACGUCACACACUUCCUGUCACACACAGCUCGUCUGAUGAAGGUGCCACACGUUGAAGUGAGGCGGUGUGUUAUUGAGUCUGUGAGGUCCUGCUUCGUCUCUGCCACUCCCAGGAAACAAGUCGACGGACUCCAGCCCGUCUCUCCAGGGUUCCGGCUGCAGCAGCUGGAGCUCAGCGACGUCCCGGAGACGCUGCUCCUGUCCACGGCAGCGGUCCAGGACCAGCCGGCCGUCAGGCUGCAGCUGCUGCAGACGCUCCAGCUCCUGUCCAGCUCCUCCGACAGGAACUGUGCUUCGAUACUGCGUGCACGAGGAGCCCGGACCAUCUGUCUCCACAUGAACGAGCCCGACCCGUCCGGGCAGGUUCUGUUCCUGUCAGCUGAGAUCCUCUGGAACCUGCUGGAGGUGGGCAGCCUGGAGGAGGUGAAGGCUCAGCUCAGCACCAUGGAGUGUGUCAUCUUUGCAGAGAAGAAGAAGUCCUGAUGUUUCUGCUGAGGCUGCUGGAGCUGCCGGGUCCACCUCAGCAGGAGGAGCUGCAGGUGCAGGAGGAGCUGCAGGUGCAGGAGGAGCUGCAGGUGCAGGAGGAGCUACAGGUGCAGGAGGAGCUGCAGGUGCAGGAGGAGCUGCAGGUGCAGGCCCUGGUCAUCCUCAGUUGUUUGGCUCCACUCCUGUUGGUGGACUACAUGUCCUGUCAGGGAAACAUCUACCUGCUGGUCCUGCUGGACCGGUGCACUGAGGCAGAUGGUCUCCUUGGUGGGGGUACCAGAGGAGGAGGAGGCAGUAGAAAGGCUCUGAUGAGAUGCUGCAUCAGAACUCUGAGGUCCAUCACAUCUCUGGCUGACCCGUCUAUAAACCAGGACCUGUGUGACCAGGGGGCCAUCAGCCAGCUCCUGGGUGUUUUGAUCCAUUUGGAAGCGAGUUCAGAGUUGGAGGAGGUUCUGAGGGUGGAGAUGAUGUGUGACGUUCAGCUGAUCCUUUCAGAGCUCUGUGAGACAAACCUGCACCACCAGGAGCUGUUCGGCUCACACGGAGCUCAGGUGUUGGUGGACUUCCUGAAGAAAGGCUCGGAGAGGUUCUGCAGCGGUUUGGGACACGACAGGCUGCUUCUGUGCACAGUCGACUGUGUUUGGUCCUGUGUGGUGGGCUGUUCCUCCGCAGAGUUUUACUUCUUAUCUCAGAAAGGAGCGUUUCUUCUCCUGGACCUGCUCAGAAYGGGUCCUCGGUGCGUCCACAGCCCCCUGCUCUCCACCCUGCUGGGUCUCUGCCAGAACCCGGACUCCCGGUCUCAGGUCCUGAGCUGGAGGGACGCCGACGGUCAGACGGCCCCCCGGCUCCUGCUGCAGCUGUGGAGGGAGGAGGAGGAGGAGCUGGGAGUCCUCCGAACCCAGCGAGGAUUGAUUCAGGACCCCAGAAAGCCCCUCCUGACUCGUUCCCAUCAGGACGCCGGCGGUCCGUCACUUCCUGCUGACGCUCCGAGCGCCGCCGUGCUGGAAGUAUCAGAGAACCUGCGAGCAAAGAUUUACUUCAUCCUCUGCAGUUUGGGUUUUCUGGAGCUUCCUGGACUUUCAGCAGCAGAUUCUGUGACUCUGAGCGUCGUGAGGAGAUACCUGGACUUCAAGGUCGGUGAGGUUUGGGCCGAGGUCGGAGCGGAGCUGACCCUGGACGACGUGAGACCCAUCAGCCCCGACCGGGACGCCCUGAGGUCCGUCUGCGAGACCACGGAGGACACGGCGAGGAGGACCGUGGUGGAACAAGCUGACAUCCUGCAGCUGCGGCAGGAGGAGGAGCUGAGUGAGGAGCUGCUGCUCUACCAGGAGGUGCUGCGAGGAGAAGCUCUGCAAGCAGCACGGAACACGUCCUCACGCUCCGGAUCUCUGAUCAGAACCGGACCGAAACGCAGAACCUGAGGUUCUUCAGCUGCRUCACUGACCCACGUCCAAAACUUUGUUUUAGUUUUUAAAAACAUCGAGAUUAAAAAAAGUGUUUGAUUCUUCA
Messenger RNA from Austrofundulus limnaeus, 2447 nucleotides. It is a transcript of the gene cfap69, whose product is annotated as cilia and flagella associated protein 69. Gene Ontology annotation, biological process: positive regulation of flagellated sperm motility; olfactory behavior; response to odorant. The record is from RefSeq and is a predicted model, not a curated record. Gene Ontology annotation, cellular component: non-motile cilium; sperm midpiece. NCBI's taxonomy places the organism in Eukaryota, Metazoa, Chordata, Actinopteri, Cyprinodontiformes, Rivulidae.